This is a messenger RNA of Seminavis robusta, 2454 nucleotides long. The record is from the annotation of a GenBank genome assembly. Lineage: Eukaryota; Bacillariophyta; Bacillariophyceae; Naviculales; Naviculaceae.
CGAAGCUGACGCAAAAGAUGCAUGGCGGCUGGUUGCAGCCAGUGGCCGCAGCAACGCCACAAUGAAGCAAGGUCCAUGCCAGUACCUUCAUUAUUUUCUCGUGUACCAUGGUUGCCUCUCAACACCCCAAUACUGCUGCUGGAAGCAAUAGCAGCAGUCGGAACAAAGGAGUUGGUCAUGACAAGAAAGCGUUCUAUGGUCUGCUGCUCUUGCUGGGCUUGGCCAUGGUGGUCAUCUUUAUGCAGCAGACUAACCUGAGAAAUCUGCAGCAAAACUACCAAAAUCACCAUCAGGAAUCUACUAGUCAUAAUACUAAUGAUGCUUCCUCAUCUGCGCUACAACGAUCAGUCCAGAAUGACACCAGUAGUGGAAAAAUAGUAAAGAAGAAGAAACUCCCCGACUGGCGUAUUGCCAUGGAUUGUUCCAUCUGGGACUUUCACUGUGUCACUACCCAGCAAAAGUCCGGUGUGUACGAAGCGUAUCCAUUUCCCUACACCAGGAAGUACAACUACGAACAUUUGUUUAAGUGGGAACAAAUGGACAAAAUCCCUGUGGAAUGGCAGCAGGAACUGGCCAAUAUCAAUACAACACUCUCAUUUCCACCACCACGGACCGUGGAAUACACCUACAAGGAACAGGUCUCCGAGUCGGAGCUGCAAAAAUGCCUCCAGUCGGCACAGGAUCUGUCUUGGAAAGAGCAAAUACACUCGUUGAUUCAUGGGGCCAAAAAACAACUGGAUGCCAGCAAAAAUGAUCUGAAUCUGUUGGCGUUUACCAUAUCUGACUACAAGUAUGCCAAGGACAUGAUGCACGGCUUCUUCCAAAUGAAUGACAACAUUGUGGGAUUACCAGGUGCCCUCUUCAUGGUGGCCAUUGAUCACGAAACCUUGGAAAUGGCAUGUCGCUACAAUUACCCCGUCGUGGCAUGGACCAGUGCUGUUCCUCGAAAAACUAUUGAUACAGAACAAGAGGAUCUCAAACACUCGGUUGCCAACACCAAAUUCGAAGUAUCCUCGGCACUGGUGGAAAUGGACCAAGACUUUUUCUUUUACGAAAUGGAUGUGUGGUUCCUUCAGUCACCCAUGCCCAUACUGGCGCUAUUCCAUGACGAUAUUUUGUUUUCCUCUCAUCAGUACUGUCCCAAGUGUGUCAAUAUUGGAGUUUACCUGGUCCAUGCCAAUGCUGCCACCAAGGAAUACUUCAAAGUGGCCAUUCAGCUGGCCCAAGAAUGCCCGGACACCCAUGAUCAAUUCGUCAUGGCACAGAUCUUGCACAUGGUCAACAUGGGCGAAAAGUUUGGCUAUAGCAAUCAAUGGAAACCGGCCCCGCCAGAUUACAUUCCCAAGUUUGAACAUCCCGUCAAGCAUGGAUUUUUCAGUUCUCAUGAAAUUGCGGCUGCGGAACGGCCAUACACAUCCCAAAUGGCCAUCGCCAUUCAUCCACUACGAGAUGCUCCACUCAAAAGCCCACACGGCAAGAAAAUUCUGGCCAAAGAAAUGGGAGCCUGGUAUGGAUUCGAGGGACCACCGGGUGCCAUCCAGGCAGGAACCGCAGCGGGAUACUAUCAUCGCCAAGGUAGAGCCAGGAGAUACUUAAUGAUGGAUGGGCACAUUUUGAAUGGAUAUUCCACUGUCAUGAAUUGGGAGUUUGAUGCGAGUGACGGUGGCAUAUUCGGGUUUUUCGAAAACCUGUUUUGGACAGUGGCCGCACUAGUGGCACUGGCACGCCGAACUGGUCGCAUUUGGAUUCUGCCACCCGUGCCAGCAGAGCGGGGUAUUCAUUUUCUAUGGUCUAUAUUGGAUCUCGAAUCAGUGGAAGAACUGGGUGUGGACUAUCGGGAAACAACUUUUUUCAGCAACCCAAAGUCUUGGGUUCAUCCCCAUGACACUCCCUUUGACACGGUUGCUCGAACAGCUUUGGGGCGUCUUGAUACGGACCAGACCAUGUUUGCACAGUAUAAUGAUGUCCAUGAUGAUCCUGUGACACGAGCGUGGAGGUUUGACACCGCCACCAUCGAUGAGGUUGCUUCCAUUGAUGCAUGGUGGGCACUUCAUACAACAAUUCCCCAGGUUGAUGGUGCUGAGGCCCUGCUUGUGAACACACACUUUUUGAAUGUGGGCUAUCAUCGAAGAAUUGAGAAGAAACUACAAAGAAAUGGGUUGGACAGUAUGAAACCUCAUUCGGCUACAGGGCGAGGCAGAGCUGAAUAUGACAUUGCAGGAGUCUUCUCCAAACUUCGGUGGUGCAAGGACAAAGAUUUCCGUGGGAGAAUUAUAGGUAAUUUCCAAGCCAGCGAUGAUUGCUAUGGGAGAGGAGAACCCAUGGAGUGGCUUGCCAGACUAUAAGUGUACAGUAGGGAGUAGAACACUGUCACUUCGAGCAUCACUAUUGUAACGGGCAUUAUAGGAGCCUGGACUAGGCAACACCUAAACGAAAAAGGCUUUUUACCACAUA